Messenger RNA from Pecten maximus, 3259 nucleotides. RefSeq lists its product as uncharacterized. The coding region runs from base 1680 to 2291 and encodes 203 amino acids. The transcript is spliced from 5 exons. Gene Ontology annotation, molecular function: protein binding. NCBI's taxonomy places the organism in Eukaryota, Metazoa, Mollusca, Bivalvia, Pectinida, Pectinidae. The record is from RefSeq and is a predicted model, not a curated record.
GACCUUGACCAUUGACCUACUUAGAGCAUAAACCUCGACCUCAGUAUGCUAACUGUUGUGAGAUGGGCUUUCAUAUUUGACUGGUGUUUUCCUUCUCACAGACCUUUGUAUUGGUGCUGCAUUUGCUGACCUGCUGGCCUUGAAUGAAGCAUUGACCUACUUUUAAAAGUUUUAAGACCCACUCGGCGAGCUAUGUUGUUUUCUGACAACUGUUCUUUUUAGCAAUAUGUCCCAGGCAUUGAGGUUACUGAAAACCGUCAUGUUAAAGUAAAUCUAACGCGAGAUAAUUUUACUGUACUGACCAUCAAACGUGUCAAUCACGUGCUCUUUGUCGAUGUCCGUGAUGUUACAAUGGAUGUAUAAUGGUUAACGUGGAAAGACAUUCGUCUCGGAAUGAACGCCAAACUAAUUGAUUUUCUUUUUCUUGAGCGUCUUGAUGCAGACUUCAACAUCAGAUCUAAUAUUUUCUGACCAUUUUGACAUUCGUCUCGGAAUGAAUGCCAAAUUUGUUUUAAUUUCUUGUUCUUGAGUGUCUAAAUGUAGACUUCAACAUCAGUUCUAAUAUUUGCUGACCCUUUUCAGUGUUAUUCCUAUCAUUUUGAAUAUUUUCUUUUCUUUUAAACUUAGUGUGCACGCAACUACGUUGUUUUUUGUGUGUGUCAAUGGUAGCUAGCCUACGCCACCGUUUGUCUCCUUUCCAGCCUUAGGUCGUGUCUGCCUCUCCAUACACACAUGCACUUCGUGUUGAGUCUGUUGACGACUCCCUUAAUGACAGUAAUUAACACACUAUGAAGCCUGGCGGUGACGACUCGGAUUGAUGUAGUGAGAAAUUUGUCCUGUCUGACUUCGGACUAAUGUACAUAGUGUGGUAUUUUGUCCAGUACAAACCUUGGAAUACAGACUAAGAAUUUCGGUUACUACGGUAACAAGGACAGGAUUCGAUCUAACCAUCUAAACCAACAAGAAUUAUCGAAAGAUUCAUUGCUUCCACGUACCUACAGACAGAGGAAACCUGGUCAGUGUUUGUCUCAACUUCUCGUCAAGAGAGGCUGACUUUACACCAAAGUCUACACGUUCUAUGUAGACAGGAAUUCUGAAGUGAAGAGGUCUCAUAAAUUUCGACAAACCAGUUGGACUUUCGUGGGGAAGUUUCGGUGCUUUUAAAAUUGGACGAAUACCAAAUUGAAUUCUAUCACGUUCUUUAUAAACAGAUAGAGUUCGUCAUUGUUAGUUUGCGAAACGUUAGAUUUUUAAACUUUGCGACAACGUGACAUUGAAAAAGUGCUUUGGGAUCGCUUUAAAGGAUUAAAUUUCGCUGACAAUAGUGCAUAAUUCGCCGACAAGACAAAUUGGUGUUUGCCUAUUUUGGGAUUUAGUAUAUCUUCGGGGUGUUUCCUCGCCUUUUACGAAGUUUCUUAUUAUAAAUAAUCCCUGUGACAAAAAAACUGCUGGCGUAGUGCUUUUGGAUAUCUUUGAUCUCAUUGGUGUGGAAAUAUUUUCGCCGGAAGGUGACUGGAAAGGAACCGAUAUGGGUAUUUACCGACGAGAAAUAACCAACUGUCUUCAAGACCCGUUACAGUAUAAGCUUUGUUCCCGCCAUAUUUGUGUGGAAAUCGGCACGCCUUGUCCCUUGUCUUCCGGACGAAUACCAGUGUACGGACGGUAGCUGUAUACCGCACAUGUCCAUGUGUGACGGACGGAAUGACUGCCGUGACGGACGAGACGAAGCCAGAUGUGUCGUGGAGAGUAUAGACCCUAACGCCCUACCAAUGUCCCUGGUCCUCGGAAUCAUCGCUGGCAUCAUUUUUCUCCUCAGUAUCAUCGGUCUCGUCGUCUUGUUUAUAAUUUGGCAACGAAAUCGGCGACGCAAUCAUUCAAACUCCGGCAAUGAACCAUUGAAGCUAGAAUCCAAUUACACAGAAGUGACGUCACAUCAAAUAUGCAUGCACCAUGACAACCACCCCUUAAUGCCAAAUAAGGAUAGUGUCCAUCCUCUUAUUAGCCAGGAAGAGGCUCUCGCUUUCUCCAAAAUCGGAAACGGAAACCUUCAACCGAUCAUGCGCAGAAGCAUGCUUUUAUAUCAACCUUUCGAACAGAAGAGUAGUUACAACAUGUUUUCGUCACUAGAUAUAGACUUUGGAGAGGAACUUCUGUGUACCUCGACCCCUAAACAGGGCAAAAGGGGACAACUUCGACCAAUCAUAACGCUCGACACAUCGCCAAUAAAGGACUCUUCGAAAGGAGACUUAUCAAAAGCUCUGAAUCUCUCCAUGUUCGCUUCUAUAACGUGAUUCGUGUUUUUGACGUCUUCACUCAAAUGUGUCCGCCUCAAAAUUGGAACACAACCUAGCAUCCCAUGACGUCAAUGAUAUUAUGGUGUCAGAAAAUCGUCCGUGGACCAGACGAACUCGUGAAAGAUCCAUGCCAAGUUUUGACGGCAACUGUUCAGCGAGGAUUUCGUCCCCGAAAUUAUAACGCAAAAGUUCCACAAAAUGUUGGGAGAAGAUUUUCGUACAGAUUGUCAUUAAGGAAUAGUUUUCUUUGGACACUCUACUAGCAGAUAGAAGUGACCGCCUACGUCCAUUCGGUAUGCUUCGGGAAAUCAGUAUUUUAUGGGUCACUGUGGGAAAUUUCAUAGGAUGUCUACAUAUAUGCGUCUGUGUGUACAGUAUAUAUAAUUGUACACAACCUGUGAACAAGAUGUUGUCAGUUUGAUGUGCCUUAUUCUGUCCAUAAAUGUCCAACGCUUUAUGUGUUAAAGCAAAGCAAUGUGUUAUUACAUGUUCACAAACGUGUUCAAGACUCGGACCUUGUGGUCUUUAUGAUAUUCUGUGAUUCAAAAACUGCCUCCAUACUGUAAUUCACUAGCAUUUCGUAGUGGUUUAUUUUCGUGGUUUAUUUUGUGAAGGUUGCUGGUCAAGAACUCCGGUACUCAACGUACUAAACAUGAGGGUUAACUUAACUCUUGUUACAUUCACAGUCUCGCUUAAAUCAUUAGAAGACAGCGCAGUGUGCUGAAGUGUUGUUGUCGAUAGUGGCAACACCUGGCGGGCACUUACUGCUACUACAACUGCUGUAAGCUAGUAUUACCGCAGCAGUGACACCUGGUGAACACCGUUAAGGCGAAUGCUGACACCUGGUGGACCGCUGGUGGCGACCUCUAGUGUAUAUAUGGAUUUGUACAAUACUCACGUGUCGGCAACUGGUUUUGCCGAUUUACUUUUGUAUAUGAAAAUCAAUUAAAUUAUUUGAUAUUGAU